Molecule: messenger RNA, 735 nt
Organism: Aureobasidium musti
Lineage: Eukaryota; Fungi; Ascomycota; Dothideomycetes; Dothideales; Saccotheciaceae
Source: the annotation of a GenBank genome assembly
CCCCACCAGGCUUCUGGAAGCGUAGUCUGCAGGAAUUCUCGAGGCUGUCAGGCAUUGGCCGAAGCAAUUAAUCGUCCUAACAAACCUUUCCCACUCAUCACCUUCAAUCAACCCGACACCCCAGAACUAUGCAAAGUCAUGUCGGACGAAGACAUGGGAGGCUUCUCAAAAGUCCACUUCGAUUUCGUUCCCGCAGACGCACAACACCCUCCACACAUUCGUUUCCAUGGCACCAUCUCGAAUGAGCUUCCCGCCGACAGACCACAGAUUCAGAGGUCCGGAUAUGCUGCCUGGCGCACAAGAGACAUGGGUCGCAACUUGUUUGGCAAGGGUUUAUGGGACCUCGACUCGUACAGCUACAUUGCUCUGAAAGUCAAGAGCGAUGCCCGCAAAUACUUUGUCAAUGUCCAGACCGAGUCUAUCGUGCCGACCGAUCUUCACCAGCACCGUUUGUACGUUCAGACGCCUGGCGAAUGGGAGACCGUCAUUGUGCCCAUCAGCGAAUUCGUCCGUACAAAUCAUGGCAUGGUUGUCGAGCCUCAGAGUGAUAUGAUGCGCCAAAAAGUCAAAAGUAUUGGCAUAGGCUUGAUUGACCGUGUUCCUGGACCAUUCGACCUUUGCAUUGCUGAGAUCUAUGCAACCAACAAUUCCGGUGGCAAGGACCUCGGCAAGGACCUCAACAAGAAGGCAGACGAGCAGGAUUUGGCUAGCGACGGCUUGUUGCUCAAGAAGUAG